UCAUUACAAGCCGGUUAAAGCCUUUGAUUAGGUCUAUCUAAAACCAUAUACAAAGUAAGGCGGUAAAUAGAUAUCUAAAUUUAAGUAAGUUAUCAUGUGAAACUUAUUAUUUUCUUCUGUUGUAAUUUUUUUUUUUUUUUAAGAAAAAGAAAGAAACAAAAGAAGAAGUCCCACAUAAACGACGUCAUUUAAGCCCUAAAUUAUAAACUGCCGCAAAACCCAUGUUCUGGUGAUUGCGCAAUUCAAGUUUGUUUGUGUUCGAAGACUUUGCACUGCAAAUAGGUAAAGCCUCAGGCUUUAGUCUCUUUAUAGCCCUUCUCAUAAUAAUUCAGUUCUAAUUGCCAAUUUUCAAUUCUCUCUUAUUAUUUUGCAUCAAAUGAAUUACAUAAUGGCCUCAAAGAUACUUAAAAUUGGUAACUAUGAAGCCAAAAACCACUUUGAACUCUCUUUAAUGCAAGCCUUUGAAGAGCUUGAACCGAAACUAAGACCACCCUUUUCAUUAGCCAUUCCAAGCCCACAAGAAUACUUGCAGCUUAAUCGUGCCAUUCUUUGUGGUGUUUUAACUGAUUCCCAGAUGGCUAAAACCUAUACUAAGUAUCUACAUGCUAUUGUUACCGAUGGGUAUGCUUUUUUUGUUAGUUUGACUGUUAAAAUUGUCAAUGAUUUGUAUGUUAAGCUUGUUGAUUCAGUAAAAGGUCAGUUGAUUUGGGUUGCUAAAGAAAUGGUUGAUGUUUUGGCUGUGGGUUUUGAUGGAUUGUUAGUGUCUUUAUUGAGGCAAAUUAUUGGUGGCGAUUUCAGUGAUGGGAAUUUAUGGUUAUGUUUUGAAUUGAUUAGCAUUUUCUUGAGUAAUUUAAAUUAUUUAAUUGAAGAAGAACCAUUGGUGUUGACUAGUGCACUCUAUGUAUUUAUUAGGUUGUUAGCUGAUCAUUGUAGGUUAUUAAACAAUGUGAAAUUAGAGUCCUUGAAAUUAUUGGAGAUUGAGUUUUGUGUGAAGAUGUUGAGAGAGCAGUUUCAUUUAUGUAUGAAGAUUGGGAGAGACCUUAUUAGAUUAUUGCAAGAUUUGGUUCAUGUCCCUGCUUUUCGAGCUAUUUGGAAAGAUUUAGUUCUAAACCCAGGUGAGUUUAGGACUCCAGGAUUUUCAGAUAUUUCUCAACUCUACUGCUGUAGGACUUCAAGUUGUUAUUUUUUGCUUCGGAUCACUCCAGAAAUGGAAACCCAAUUGAGGUUUUUGCUUAUGCAUGUGAAGUUUGGGAGUCAGAAGCGGCAUCAGACCUGGUUUGUUAAGAAAUUCCUUUUCAAACCAGAGAGAGAGACUGUCAUUGUUGAUAUUGUUCGCUUUAUAUGUUGUGCACACCACCCAUCCAAUGAAACUAUCCAGAGUGACAUUAUACCGAGGUGGGCUGUUGUUGGCUGGCUACUGAAAACUUGUAGGAAAAAUUAUGUUCAAGCCAAUGUGAAGUUGGCCUUAUUUUAUGACUGGCUUUUUUUUGACGAAAGAAUUGAUAAUAUAAUGAAUAUUGAGCCAGGAAUGCUAUUGAUAGUGUGCUCCAUAACCAAAUAUAUUGACAUGACCAACUCUCUUCUUGAAUUUUUGUUGCUUCUGGUGGAAAAUUAUGAUCUGGAUCGUCCACAUGUUAUUUCCAGGGGAAUUUUAUCAGCUUUCAAUGUUCUUGUUCAAAAAGGAGUGAUUCAUUCACUGGAUGUUUUGACAUCAUGUGAUGCGCUUUCUCCUUGUCUGAAACAGAGACUUGGGAGGUUAUGGUCUAGUUCAAAACCGGGGCUCACUAGCAAACUACAACCAGCCAAUGUUCCUCAUUACUCAGUACCACCAUUGACUUUGCAGAAUCUGUCAUGUGUAGAAACUACAAAACCAUCUCCAGAACAAUCUCCAGCAUGUGAGGAAAAAGUUAGACUUAACACUAAACCUAUUGAUACUUCUAUUACUGCUUCAGAUGAUUUAGUUACUUGUCCAUCUAUUAGCACCAGUGAUACCCAAGUUGAUGCUAUAGAAAGUUUGUUAAAAAAUCUGACCGAUGCUAUGAAGAAGUCAAAUAAAAUGGGCCUUCAGAUUUUGGAAGCUACACUUCUGUCAUUUUUGAAUCUUGAUAACAAAGUACCAGCACUUGUUUCAAUUCCUCCUGAAGUUCUAUGUUCAAGAAUAGCAGAUCAAUUUGAAGCAAUUGGCUGCAAAUUAUUUGCCCCCCUUGAUAAUGGUCCUAAUGCUCCUUGUUCCGGCUAUGAAAUUAGCUCUGCCACAGCCUUAGUUUCUCGUACCUUCAUAUUUUCACAGCAUGAUAAGAUGCAAAGAAUGCUUCUAUUCUGGUCGAGGAAUGGUUUACCAGUAGGAGCACACUUAUUGUCAUAUGCAUCACAGCUAGCCUAUGAAGCAUAUGUAGCAGGUUACUCAGGAAAUGCAAUGGCUCACAACAAUUUGUCUAAACUAGGCGAGUCAGACAUGCCGUUGCUGACCUUUCAUCUUGAUGGUUAUUUUUCGUUAACUAAUGAUCGAAUACUACGUGCUUGUAAAGACAUUGUUCCUAUCUCUGAACUGGACAAGAAGUCUGUUAUUAAGUUGGUGGAAAAUUCUUUUGCUGCUUACAAGUGUUUCCUUGAGUUUUGUAGAAAUGUCUUGCAAAAAGAAGAGGAUACAUCUCUGUCAAAGCUCCUGUUAUUGGACAUAGUAUUAUGUCUCCAGUGGGAAAGAGCAAAAGCAAAGUUCUUAUUUUGCAGCAUCUUCCAGCAUUUUGCUGAUCUGUGUGUUGGUGAUAAAAAAAUCAUCAGGUUACUCAUUGGUUUGUUGGAUCAUGCUGAUCUUGUUGAAGUACAGUUUGUGAUUGGUUUGAAGAAGAUCUCUUUGUUUGGGGAGAAUUGUGAAACCAUUUUCCUCCUAAUCAAGAAUUCGCUUAGUUGGGAUCCUUUGGAGCAGCAUAGAUUCUGGGGCUUAAUGAGAUCAGAACUUGCAGUUUCCAAGGUUCCGGUGGAGAAGAUUAUUUUACAAUUUUUCUACUGUGAUGAUGUGAAUGCAAAUAAUAGUGCAAUUGCAGCUGGAGGCCUUCUUACAUUAUGCAGUUGUUGUGCACCUACAUCUGAGCUUGUUGGGACAAUCAUGUUACUACCUGAGAAUGUGUUCCAGGACUUUGCCGCCACAGCUUUGGCUACAUGGGUUGUGUCUAAUCCCACAAUGCUCUUUGACAGCUUGGCUAAAUUUUCAGAAGAACUUAACAAGAAAAAUGGUGAUGCUUUUGAUUCAGCUGGGAUUACUAUUAACCGUUCAGCAGUUCUAUGGUUAUUGAAUUAUUUUACUGCACAGGGGAUGGAUGCCUCGGAUAUUCUGAGAAAUUUGUCUUCAAAUAUUCCAGGUGAAUAAGCAAUGCACACAUCAUGGUUUAGUGACAAUUUUGUAAUUAUUCAGUCAUCAUAAGGCAAGCAUCUAACCCUGCAACCUAUUUGAUAAGGUAUCUGAUUUCAUUUUGAAUUAAUUUUGGGAAGUAUUAAUUGGAUGGCAUUACAGCUUCAUCAUGUGAUUUUAUAGGAAGUGCUCCAGCUAUGACAGACUGUUUCGACAAGCUUAUGGUAUCAUGAGAUGAAUGCAGCUUGAAAACCACAGGUUUAUGAUAGACAUUGCUUAUGAUGACAUGAUAAAAAACUCUCUGUUUUCAAGGCAGGUGCUUUUGUGAUCAGUUCCAAAUAAUCAGCAGGUGUCUCUGAUUGGCCUCAUCUCUGAUACUCUGAGAAGGGAAUCUCUGCCACACCAUCACUUGGUGCUGAUUCAAUUGAACCAGGGUCCUAGAGGUGAUUUGUACAGUUCUCUGUGUUUGCCUGAAGUCUUGCAUUCAAGAUCUGCACAGUUGCUUGUCAAUUUUUUUGUCUGUCGCAGCACGGAAAAAUUCACUAUACAGUAGUAUCCACAUAAUAUCAUCUUUGCAAAACUUAUAGCCAGUGAAGUACUGCCAUUCAUUUUCUUUUUGAGCUAGGAUCAUCUGUUCCAGUUUCAUGGCAAUUGCCCUCAGAUGUUAGUGCUAUGCAAUUGUAUAGGUUGUCUGUCUGCAAUUGUAUAUGGAAUUUAAUGUAUUGAUUACAAACUUAAUGGUUGCUUAAUGAUUUUAUGCUAUAGGUCUUCUUCAAUCCUUCAAAGGAAAUUUUAUGGUCUAAAGAAUACCAGUCGUUUUAUCUAGAAAAUGUGUCAGAUCUUUUCUUCCCAAAGGAUAUUUCCUCAGAUCAAUGGGCCCUUGGAAGGUGUCGAUAUUUCAUCUCUCAUGUACCCUGGCAUACAGCAGUUAUAACCUCUGCUGAGCAGUUGUGUACUUAAAAUGAUGGUUCAUUUGGUUUUCUGGGCCAUCGAAUUUGGGGAAGAAUUUUGAUGCACCUACACCGAAGGAAUGGGGGAUCUCUUAAAGGGCUCCAAACUGUACAAGCAAUACUGCUGCAGUUAUGCAGUCAUGGUUCCAGCUAUGCUGCGUGCUUGUUGUGGUGGAGAUAAAGUAAGUUUGGACACAGUGAUAACGAUACACACAUCGGUGCCCCUCUGGAAGCCGAAUCUCUUCCAGUUGCAUGAGGACAUAAUCCUACAGUUGCGGUUGGUAAGCAAUGUUGGUACUUUGAUAUUUGGAGGAUGCCUUGAACCCAAUCAAGGUUCUUGUCUAACCAGGUGACCCAUCAGGUUCAUUUGAUUCUAAGUUUGCUAAUCUCUGUUCUCAAAGUAUACUAGUUCUUGGACUCUGGACAAUAUGAACAUACUUGUGGAUGAGUUUCCCUAACUUCAAGUUCAAGAUUCUUCUGCAGAACAUAAAACAGUCUUCUUGCUUUGACAUUUUCUUCAGCAUGUGUAUGAUGAUGAUGAUGUUAUUAUACUGAAUGAAUGGCUACUAAAACAAAGAAGACUGAAGAUUAUCAUUGGGUGGUUAGAUUAAACUGAAGUAAAGUUGUAUUGUCUUUGUAAGAGUCUCAAUUAUUUCCACAUGCCACCUUGAUUUUUGCUUC
Molecule: messenger RNA, 4980 nt
Organism: Ricinus communis (castor bean)
Lineage: Eukaryota; Viridiplantae; Streptophyta; Magnoliopsida; Malpighiales; Euphorbiaceae
Product: integrator complex subunit 3 homolog
Exons: 3
Coding region: 377-3367 (996 amino acids)
Cellular component (GO): cytoplasm
Source: RefSeq, a predicted model, not a curated record